Messenger RNA from Heterostelium album PN500, 1470 nucleotides. It is a transcript of the gene rvb1, whose product is annotated as RuvB-like helicase. Gene Ontology annotation, molecular function: ATP hydrolysis activity; DNA helicase activity; ATP binding. The record is from RefSeq and is a predicted model, not a curated record. Gene Ontology annotation, biological process: chromatin remodeling; box C/D snoRNP assembly; regulation of transcription by RNA polymerase II. Lineage: Eukaryota; Evosea; Eumycetozoa; Acytosteliales; Acytosteliaceae. The transcript has a single exon. Gene Ontology annotation, cellular component: Swr1 complex; NuA4 histone acetyltransferase complex; R2TP complex. Bases 1 to 1470 code for a protein of 489 amino acids.
AUGAAUAGCGAUACAGAGAUGACUGAUCAACAGUCAACAUCGACAACAACAACUACCAAUACUACAGCAGCUGCUGUUUCGAAUAACAAUGAAACAUCAGGUACAAAAAUAGAUGAGAUCAAAUCAACUGUUAAAUCACAGAGAGUAGCUACUCACAGUCAUAUCAAAGGUUUGGGUUUGAACUCGGACGGCACUGCCAAUGUGAUCGGUGACGGUCUGGUCGGUCAGACCAAGGCACGUGAAGCAUCCGGUAUCGUCGCCGAGUUGAUCCGUUCCAAGAAGAUGGCUGGCAAAGCGUUGCUCAUGGCCGGACCACCCGGCACCGGUAAGACAGCGUUGGCACUCGCCAUCGCUCAGGACCUCGGUAGCAAGGUGCCGUUCUGUCCGAUGGUCGGUUCCGAAGUCUACUCGACCGAGGUGAAAAAGACAGAGAUUCUCAUGGAGAAUUUCCGUCGUUCGAUUGGUCUACGUGUAAAAGAGACAAAGGAGGUAUACGAGGGUGAAGUCACAGAGAUUACUCCGGAGGAAACAGACAAUCCACUCGGUGGCUACGGCAAGACCAUAGCGAGUGUCGUCGUCGGUCUAAAGACAACCAAGGGAACGAAACAGCUGAAACUCGAUCCCACUAUCUACGAGGCGAUUCAGAAGGAGAGAAUCACACCGGGCGACGUCAUCUACAUCGAAGCAAACAGCGGUUCGGUGAAGCGUGUCGGUCGUUCCGAUUUCUACGCUACGGAGCACGACCUCGAAGCCGAGGAGUACGUUCCACUCCCGAAAGGAGAAGUCUUCAAGAAGAAGGAUAUCAUUCAGGACGUCACUCUACACGACUUGGACUUGGCCAACGCCAAGCCACAGGGUGGACAGGACAUCAUGUCGAUGAUGGGUCAGAUGAUGAAACCCAAGAAAACAGAGAUCACAGAGAAGCUGCGUUUAGAAAUCAACAAGAUCGUCAAUCGCUACAUCGAGCAGGGUGUCGCAGAGUUGGUGCCGGGCGUGUUGUUCAUCGACGAAGUACACAUGUUGGACAUCGAGUGUUUCUCCUACUUGAAUAAAGCAUUGGAAUCAACGUUGGCACCGAUCGUUAUUUUCGCUACGAAUCGUGGAAAUUGCGAGAUCAAAGGAACCGACAUUGUUUCGCCACACGGUAUCCCAGUGGAUUUGCUAGAUCGUCUGAUGAUUAUCCGUACACUGCCCUACUCGUUCAAUGAAAUCGUACAGAUUCUCACAAUUAGAGCAACCGUAGAGGCACACAAGAUCGAAGAUGACGCACUGCAGUAUCUCGCAGAGAUCGGUGACAAAUCGUCACUGCGUUACGCCAUCCAACUACUCACACCAUCCGCCAUACUUUCAAGAACGAACGGACGUCCCUCCAUUACCAAAGACGACAUUGAAGAAGUCAACAGUUUGUUUAGCGAUGCCAAAACCUCUGCAAAAUUACUUGAAGAGAAUAAGUCAAAGUAUCUCUAUUAA